Messenger RNA from Pleuronectes platessa (European plaice), 6765 nucleotides. RefSeq names its product remodeling and spacing factor 1b, tandem duplicate 1 (gene rsf1b.1). The record is from RefSeq and is a predicted model, not a curated record. The coding region runs from base 14 to 5200 and encodes 1728 amino acids. The transcript has 17 exons. Gene Ontology annotation, biological process: regulation of DNA-templated transcription. Lineage: Eukaryota; Metazoa; Chordata; Actinopteri; Pleuronectiformes; Pleuronectidae. Gene Ontology annotation, cellular component: RSF complex.
UGGAGUGGAAAAGAUGGCUGCUUCGGCGGCAACGGCGAGUUGUCCCCCGGGUUUGAGUCCGAAUUACGCCGUAAUCUGCUCCUUCCUCGAGCGGUACGGAGCCUUGCUGGACCUGCCGGAGCUCACCUUCCCGCAGCUGGAGCGAUGUCUGCAGGACACCGCCGCAGUCCCGAAGCAGCUGGUCGAUCUUCACGUGAAGCUGCUGAGGAAGAUCGGCAAGUCGGUGUCAGCAGACCGAUGGGAGAAAUAUCUCGUCAAGGUGUGUCAAGAGUUCAACGCAACAUGGGCGUGGGAACUGGAAGAGAAGGGAUACAAGGAGAUGACGUUAGAGAGCAAGACGGCAAUACUUAAAUAUUUGUGUGAGUGUCAGUUUGAUGAAAAUGUCAAGUUCAGAACCGCCAUCAACGAGGAGGACCCGGAUAAAAUGCGGCUGCAGCCGAUCGGCCGAGACAAAGACGGUCAGAUGUACUGGUUUCAGCUGGACCAGGAGGACAACGUGCGCGUCUACAUCGAGGAGCAGGACGACUCGGACGGGUCCUCGUGGAAAUGCAUCGUGAGAGAACGGAACGACUUGGCCGAGGUCGUGGCGCUGCUGAAGACGCAGAUCGACCCCGAGCUGUUGAGAAGAGACGAGUUGAAAAAGGAAAACAAUCCCGAUGGUGAAGGGGACAAAAAAGGUGAAGCUAAAAAGUCUGACAGCUCAUCAGAUGAAGACCACAAAGACCCCAACAAAGCUGCUUGUCCGGUUCCACCAAAGGCCGAGGACAAUGAGAAAGAAACGCAGAAAGAGAACUUGAAAUCAGAAGCUUCUGAGGUCAAAUCUCUCAAUGGCAUCAUCGAAAGCAAAAGUGAAGCAGAACUUCUUUCAGAAAACAUCGGUACAAAAGCCCAGAGCAUCAAAGAAGAGCCGAUGGAGGUGACGGACAUUAACACAGCGACGUGUGAACCGGCCUCUGUAACGUCAUGUUUAUCAGUGACGGCAGAAAAGGGCGAGGAGGUGAAGAGGCUCAGCGCCGAGGAGAUUCAACAGGCUCUGAAUAACGACCAGCAGGCCAAAAUCCCCCUGAAGAAGAGAGGAAUGAAGUUUACUGAAGACUUUGAGAAAACCACCGUUAACACGGUGCAAACGGCGUCUGUGUCGCAGGUCAGAGACGCUCCCAAAGGAGACGUGACUCCUAAAGGAGAAGCUGCUCCUAAAGGUGAAGCUGCUCCCAGAGGCGACGCUGCUCCCAGAGGCGAAGCUGCUCCUAAAGGUGAAGCUGCUCCCAAAGGCGAUGCGACUCCCAAAGGCGACCCUGUUCUUAAAGGCGACGCUGUCGCCGACAAAGAACAGUCAACUAAACCUUCUGUGGUUAAACCUGUAGAACCAAGAGAAAAUGACUCGACGUCCACGGAGAAAAAGGCGAAGGAUAAAAAAGAUGAAGCCGGCAGUGCAAAGGUUACGGAGGAGGUCGCAUCGCACCAGGAGAACUCGGAUAAGAAAAAUCUAGAAAAGGAAAAUGACGCAGCAACGGAAAAGAAAGAAGCACGCGAGUCUCCUCCUCCACUAAAAGGAGAAUCACCACCUCUACCUAGAGAUGUAAGAAAUUCACCGGAGGAGUCGUCUAAUCACAAAGAGUGUGAGAAGAUGAAAGAGAGCCCUGUCGGUACAAAAGAAUCUUCUGCUGCAUCAAUAAAGGAAACUGUUAAAACAUUAACAACCGAUGACUCAGAGAAACUAAAUUUAAAUCAUGAAGCCACGUCCAAAGUCCCAGAAUCAAAAGAUUCGCAGGAGAAACCAUCCUGUGCAGACGCAUCAGAGUCGAGUCAGACUGAAAAAACAGAAGAGACAUCAAUCCGGACAGAAAACAUGAAGCGAGCUGUGAGCGAUAAAGAUGCUAAAGAAUCCGAAACAUCUGUGACUUACACAGAGAAAUCAGACAAAUUGGCAACAAAAGCAAAGCCAGGAGUCAUUAAAACCACAGAGACGCAGGCUGCCGGCAAAGAUCCUCCAAAGAAACCUGAUGAUUCUGAAAACACAAAGUCACAGUCCAUCAUUAAAAAGACAGCAACAGUAAAAGACGGGGACGAGGCAGAGGAUCGGGGAGUGACACAAACUUCUACGGUCAUUAAAAAGGUGGAUAAGAAAACAGUCAGUGAGAAAUCAGAGGAAACACUCGACGUCAAGGAGAGCGCAGAGUCUCCUGUUAUCAAAACGCUUGAUAAAUCAGAAACGUGUAAACCGGCCGAGAAGCAGCCGAGUGCAACGGCCGCUGAGACGACGCCAGAGGAAAGCUGUCCAGCCUCUAAAAAGCUCGACAAGACAGAGAAGCCGGAGGACACAAAGAAAACUGUCAACUGUGAGGACGGUAUGAUCCACGAUGUCACCAAGAUAAGCGAAUCCACGUCAGAGCCCAUGGAGGUCGAGGCAGCGGCCGUUAAACAGGAUCUGACAAAUCCCCGAGAGGAUGACAAGACGAAGACGAACUCUGUCCAGCAUGAAACGAAAGAGGAAACGUCUGAAGGAAAAGAUAAACCUCCCGGUCCUGUCGAGAAGACUGACCUCGCUGGAGAAAAGGAUAAAAAGCCCGACAGAAAAGAGGAGAAGGAGUCUGAAGAACCGUCGAAGCCAAUGGAGGCAGAGCAGCUGUCGUCAGAAACUAAAACGGAUUCUGACAAGAAAAGUGAAAAAGACGCAGACAGGGAAAAGCUCACAGACGACCCUGAGAAAAUCCUCAGUCAAGACAAAGAAAUUAAAGAAGAUUCUACGAUAGAUAAAACCUCUAAAGCCGAUAAAGCAAAGGAGAAGAAACCGGCGAUUAAAGAAAGUGAAAAAUCUACCAAAAUGGAGAAAUCUGGAAGCAAAGAAGCUGAAGCCGAAUCCCCGACUGGAACUGAAAAGCCGGCUCAACCGAGCAAAGAACCGCCAUCCGAUAAACCCACAGACGAGGAAAGUAAGAGCAAAACUGAAGAGGAGGAUUCAAACACUAAAAAGGAGGUGGCUAACGGCAGCGAGGCUCCAGCUGGCGAACUGGAGGCAGCGAUUCGCCGAAAACGCAAGCGUCCUGCCCACCGAAGGAGAGUCGUGGUGAAGAUAGUGGAGCGGCAAGAGGACUCGGAGUCCGACACCAACACGGGGAGAUCUCUCCGAAGGUCGCCCAGGAUCUCCAGGCCGACGCCGAAGGUGGUGGAGAUCACCGACAGGAAGUCGGAGAAAUCUCAGGCGACUCCGCCAACAGAGAAGGAAGAGGAAGAGAAGGCCGAGAAAGAGAAAGACGAGGAGGAAGAGGAGGAGGAGGAAGAUGCAAUGAAGGUCGUCCAGAAGAAACCGAGAGAGAAAAAGGUGGAUCAGGAGGGUCAGCCCAAACUAAAGGGGCGGAGGAGACGGAAGGUUCGCUGGACGAACACUCGAACACGCCGCAAAAAGAAAAGCUCCGAAGACGAGGAGGAACACAGCGGAGAGGGAUCCAGCGAGGAGGAGGAGGAGGAGGAGAGCGAGGAUGAGGACGACAGCGACGAAGACUACAAGGUGGAGCGGGGGAAAAGGAGGCGGAACCGGAUCCGAGAGAGGCGGAGCUCGGACUCCUCCACGUCCUCGGACGACGGCCUACCUCCGAACGACGACCCCUGCAAACACUGUGGUCUUCCAAACCACCCCGAGCUGAUCUUGUUGUGCGACUCGUGCGACAACGGCUACCACACAGCGUGUCUGAGGCCUCCGCUCAUGAUCAUCCCCGACGGAGAAUGGUUCUGUUCCCCCUGUCAACAUAAGCUGCUCUGUGAAAAGCUAGAGGAGCAGCUUCAGAACCUCGACGCCUCUUUGAAGAAGAAGGAACGAGCGGAGAGACGGAAAGAACGUCUCAUUUACGUUGGAAUCAGUCUGGAGAACAUCAUCACACCCUCAACGGAGGUGGAGGAGGAGAAACCGGAGAUCAAAAUCAAAGAGAAGAAAGAAGUGAAGAGGAGUAAGAGCUGGGGUCGGAGGUCGACGAGGACAAAGAAAAACAUCAGCUACAGAUUUGAUGAAUUCGACGAGGCGAUCGAGGAGGCGAUCGAGGAAGAUCUCAAAGAAGCAGAGGGUGGAGGAGCUGGUCGAGGUAAAGACAUGGCCAACAUCACAGGAGGCCACAGGGGAAAGGACAUGUCCGUCAUCCUUCAAGCGGAUGAGGAGAACAAGGAGAACGGCCGCCCGCCACCAAUCAGCUCCGCUCAGCGCAAGAGGAAGCGCCGGCGACUCAACGACCUGGACAGCGACAGCACCGUGGACGAGGAGGAGAGCGAGGACGAGUUCCGCAUCAGUGAAAGCUCAGAAGAAGAAUUUGUCGCAUCGGAGAACGCGUCGGAGGCAGAAGUCGAUUCCAACAACAGCAGCAACGGCAGCGUGAGGCGUCGCACCUCCUCACGGAAGAGGAAGCCACCGAAACGACGGAUGAGCUCCCGAAAGCGGCGGAGGCCGAGAGGCUACUCAGACGAUGAAGAGGAGGAGACGGAUGAGGACGAGGACGAUGAUAUGGCGACUGAAGGCUCCAGUGAGUACAGCGACAGUGAUCUUGAUAUGAGUCGACGUCGGUCUCGGCGGAGUCAGAAGAAGCAGGUGAACUACUGUGAGACGUCGGAGUCGGACGGAUCUCGAGCCAAACCCAAGAGGGCGACAGUAAAACCCAGACAUGCCCAGGACAGUUCAGAGAGUGAAGCGAGUUCCUCCAGAGACUCUGAAGAGGAGCCGAGGGCGAAGAGGAGAGCCGACUCCUCGGAGGAAGACACCCGGCAGCGUCACAGACGUGUUGCACUGAAACGCAGGAGAGCAUCUGAGGACGACUCGUCGGACGACUCAUCAGACGACUCGUCGGAGGAGGAUCGUCCCGUCCGCAAACGGGUGAACCGCAUCGAUUCGGACGAUGAUGACGAGGAGGAGGAGAAACCAAAGGAGAAGAAACCUGAGGAGGAGAAGAAACCUGAGGAGGAAUCAAAGGGAACAAAACCGUCGGACUGCAACGCGGUGGAGCUGCCGCCCACCAACGGACAGAGCACGGUAAAGAACGUCGAGGGCGUCAUAAGCCGAGCCGCUGCCCCAGGUGCCCCCCCCCAACAGGAGCCGCCCAAAACCGCCAUCGCCCCAAACGGCGUGGCCGGCCAGGAGAUGGCAGCGCAGGAGGAUGACGAAGACGACCUGUUAGGAGUCACAGACCUGGUGGACUACGUCUGCAACGAAGCAUUGUAAAAAAAAAAAGAAAAGAAAAUGGUGUACUGUUUCAUUUUUUGUGGUAUUGUAUUUUUAUAUUGCUUAACUUUAUUAUUCCCUCCCCACCAACACGUCCUUGUGUCACGUGGAGCUUGACUCUCGGAAACCUCCGCCGCAGUAAGAACUGGAUCUUUGUCGCCAGUCUGUCCCUGUGGGAUUGUUCAAUAACCAGUAAGGGCACCGACUCGAGACUCAUUCACAGGGUAACGAUCCUCGUACCUGCAGACCACCCACAGCAUCCAGCUCCACUGCCAAACUACUUCCUCUAGAACUGUGUCACUCGUCAUUUCUCCCUUCACAUCGACCUGUUUUCUGUUUUUUAAACCCCACGUCCACGAAUACGACCAGUUCAGAUCCGUGACCCAACGACGCGCUGGGAGAACUGGCACCGAAACUGUUUGUGUUGAAGAUUUGUUGUUUUUCUUGAAACGACUGGGACUUAACAUUUUUUCUUGGCGUGAAUCAGGAAAUCAUUCCAUGAAUUACACAUGUGCUCAUCGGCUCACCGGCACCGUUGAGACGAGAAGAUCGAUACCACGCUCAUGUCCGUCAGGUUAAUGUGAGGCUAGCAGCUGUUAGCUUAGCACAAAGACUCUUAAUGCUGUACAAAGAAGGUACUUUUUCACUGGUCGCACCACAGAGAGAACCAUGCUAUGCUAACAGUAGCUAGUUGAUGCUUACUAAAACCCACAGAGUGCUGUACUGGGUCGGAACCAGUGACGCUAAGAUGGGAAAAAAUUGUUUGUUGGACAGAUGCAAACCAGACGUGAAUAUGAGAUUAAACAUUAAAGUUUCACAUUUAAAGCAACAGCGCCCUCUGCAGGUUCACGUGGAGACUGAUUCUGUGUUCAAGUGGUUUUCAAGUCCAUCGUAAGUUAAGUUAAGAUCUGACGGCGUAACGAAAUAAUGUGGAACACUACCGAUCCGUGGAUAUUACCCACAAUCCCCUGCUUGGUGAACCUGUUCCGUGAAUACAGGUGAUAAUCUGACCGAGCGUGUGUCUGUUCCCCCGUCAGUUGCUAUUUGUGGUCUGCUGAGCAAACACCACUUUGACUUUCAUGUGUAGUGUGUGUGUCCUCGGCUCGAUUGUCGAGUGAACGCAGCAGUUACACAACCAAACACUGUGUUAACAAAGGCUUUGGAUGGGGGGGGAGGUCGUGUGAGGCAGAAUGGGGAUAAAGAUUUUAGUCUCUCCAGCCUCCAAACUAAACUAAAGAGCAUCAGCCUCAACUUGUCCCUUUAACUUUUUUUAAUAUUCUCGUCUUAGGCUUUUAAUUAUGAAUUUAACUAGAAACAAUCAAAAUAUAUGGAGUCAUUUCCCAUCAUGUGUCUGAACGUAAACUAUUCAGGCUGCGGUUGAUUUUUAUUUCUUAAGCUGCUUGAACUGUUCAGAUGUUACGACUGAAAAAUUAUGUAAUAUAAAUAUUGAGACUUGUUUCAGGAAGAUUUGCUCAUGAUUUUACAGUUGAACAUUUAAUUCUGUUGUCAUCAAGCCUCUAAACCUCAGUGAUCAUGUUUAAUAAUGUUUUGUCAAUUCCUAAAAA